Messenger RNA from Branchiostoma belcheri (Belcher's lancelet), 1725 nucleotides. Its product is annotated as non-neuronal cytoplasmic intermediate filament protein-like. The record is from RefSeq and is a predicted model, not a curated record. Bases 85 to 1050 code for a protein of 321 amino acids. The transcript has 7 exons. Lineage: Eukaryota; Metazoa; Chordata; Leptocardii; Amphioxiformes; Branchiostomatidae.
UCCACAGCCUACCAGUCCGUGGUAAGACAGUCCAGAUUCUGGCAGCCAGUUCUCUUCCAAGCCUGUACGACACAACAGGAAAACAUGGCAAAUCUCGUCGCAGAGAUGAAUGAGCUCUCCGUCCUCAACGGCCGCUUCGCCGCCUACACCGAAAGGGUGCACGCCCUGCAGGAGAGCAAUGCCUCGCUGGAGGCCCAGAUCCAGGCCGCCCAGGCCAGAGCCGUCCCCUGCGAACACGGGACGUACCAGGGGAUGCUGGCGGCACUGCGGGCUCAGGUGGACAGCCUGUCGAAUGACAAGGCCCAGGUGGAGGUCGAGAGGAACAGCUGGCAGGCACAGGCCGAGGAGUGGCAGGGGAAGGCCGAGUAUGAGAUGUCUGUGCGCCCUGGGCUGCAGGCUGAGAUCGAGAGGAACAGGAUGGAACUGCAAGCCAUAACUGCAGCUCGAGUUGGCUUUGAGAGCAGAGCGGCGGCCGCUCAGGAAGAGAUCAACGCCUUGAGGCAGAGCCACGCCGAGCAAGUAGCUGGCCUACGGGAAGAGUUGGCUGCAACUGUGACUAGGGUGGAGUCUCUGCAGUACGUGGUGACGGGCCCAGACCUGAGCGACACCCUGAGGGAGAUCCGUGAACAGUACGAGGCCAUGAGCCAGGCGAACAGGCAGGAUGCUGAGGCCAAGUACAGGGAGAGGUUUGCGGAGAUUGCCCAGCAGCGGGAGGCAGCCAGCGAGGCUCUGGCAGCCGCCAGGGCAGAAAUUGCUGGAUUCCACAAGCAAAUCCACGCUCAAAGGGCCGAGGCCGAGUCUUGGAGGAGCAAGAACGCUGCUCUGGAAGAAUCCCUGGGAGUUACACAGGGCCGCCUGCUGACUGAGGUUGAAGGAUACAGGCAAAACAUCCGGUCACGCGAGGCUCAGAUCGAGACUCUGAAGCAGGAGAUCUCCCAGCACCUCAUCAACUACCAGGAGCUCAUGAACGUCAAAAUGGCGCUUGACUUGGAAAUUGCGGCUUACAGGAAGCUGCUGGAUGGGGAGGAAGUGAGGCUGUCUGCUCUGUGAGGCCCUGAAAGUCCAGACGGUGCCACAGUGCCAGUGCCAACACAGAGAAUGUGGGCCAUGUCAUGUGAGAACGCUACGACACGUCAAUAUGAUUUCAUAGCAAGUCCUUGAAUAGCUUCAAUAUUUGGUGUGGUAUAAAAAGUAUAGAUCUUAAUUACAGGGAACGGAAAUAUUGUAUUGGAUGGCUCUGUCUGUCCUAAUAGCCCCCGCGGGAUCGUGGGUGGGAGUUAAUUUUGACAGUUGAUUGAUAGGGAGCUCGAGGUCACGCCUUAAGGUGACGCGCCAUGGAGGUGGAAGUAAGUGUAUGCUGUGUAAUACAUCAACAUCCCCCACUUGAGUUACCAUGCCUUUACCAAAACCCAAAGCACUUUCCGGAGCUCUGUGAACUUGCACGUCAAAAAACUCAAUAUGGAAGUCUGAAAUAUCCGAUUCCCUGUUUAUUUUACGGUGCAUUACGACAUAGCUUAGAAAGCAUGCUUCUGACUGACGUAUACACUAUUCAAAUAUUUUAAUUCUAAAAGACCAGUUAGGUGCACAAACAGUUACGAUGUAUGUGUGAAUGGUAGACGUGAAUGAACUGAGUACCAGUGUAUGUAACAUCAGCACACUCCUGCACUCUUGGUCUGUGGUAUGUCUGAUAGAUCUAGGCAAACGGUACGCAAUAAAGAAAAAAGU